GUGGUUGUGUGGUGUGUGUGAAGAAGUGAAAAUAUAUCAGGUUCCAAUUGCCCGGUCCUUGGCUCCCGGGCACCGUGGCUGUGCUGCGGGCUGGGGAGCGACUGCAACCCGCGUGUCCCCACCCCCGCGCCCGCCCGCGCAGCGUGACUGGCGGCCGCCGCAGCGGGCUCGGGAGACGCGGGCCGAGAGCGCAGAGCCGGGAGGCGGCGGCUGGUGGCGUCGGCCGCGCGGUCCUCCUCCGCGCCCCUCCCCUGGCGCUCGCGCUGCCUGCGCCCGGGAAGCCGCGGCUGCUCGCUGUUGGCGGGGGGACCAGCGCGGACGCGGGGGCGGCGGGAGCGCGGACGGCUCAGCUGCCCCGGAGUCGCCGAGACCCCGGCCUGCGCGCAUCCAAGUGAGGGCUGCGCCCCGCCAGCCCCAGCUCCCGUAGCCUCCCCGCCUGCGCCCCACGGCACGCGCCGUACAGCCAUGAACACCAACGACGCCAAGGAGUACCUGGCCCGGAGGGACAUUCCUCAGCUUUUCGAGAGCCUUUUGAAUGGCUUGAUGUGCUCCAAGCCUGAACACCCCAUAGAGUACCUGGAAAGUUGUUUACAGAAAGUCAAGGAGCUAGGCGGCUGUGACAAGGUGAAGUGGGACACAUUCGUCAGCCAGGAAAAGAAGACAUUACCCCCGCUGAAUGGAGGACAAUCUCGGAGAUCCUUCCUCAGAAAUGUAAUGCCUGAAAACUCAAACUUUCCUUAUCGACGAUAUGACCGGCUCCCUCCCAUCCAUCAGUUCUCCAUAGAAAGUGACACGGACCUGUCUGAGACUGCAGAGCUGAUAGAAGAGUACGAGGUGUUUGACCCAGCGAGACCUCGACCCAAAGUCAUCCUCGUCAUAGGUGGCCCAGGAAGUGGAAAGGGUACUCAGAGUUUGAAAAUUGCAGAGCGAUACGGAUUCCAGUACAUUUCAGUGGGAGAAUUAUUGAGGAAGAAAAUCCACAGUGCCAGCAGCAACAGAAAAUGGAGUCUGAUCGCCAAGAUAAUUACCAACGGGGAGCUGGCCCCACAGGAGACAACGAUUACUGAGAUAAAACAAAAAUUGAUGCAGAUACCUGAUGAAGAAGGCAUUGUUAUUGAUGGAUUCCCAAGAGAUGUUGCCCAGGCUCUCUCUUUUGAGGACCAGAUCUGCACCCCUGACCUGGUGGUGUUCCUGGCUUGUGCCAACCAGAGGCUCAGAGAGAGAUUAGUGAAGCGUGCAGAGCAACAGGGACGACCUGAUGACAAUCUGAAAGCCACCCAAAGGAGACUAGUAAACUUCAAGCAGAACGCUGCCCCGCUGGUGAAAUACUUCCAGGAGAAAGGACUCAUCAUGACCUUUGAUGCUGACCGAGAUGAGGAUGCCGUGUUCUAUGACAUCAGCGUGGCAGUCGACAACAAGCUGUUUCCAAACAAGGAGGCUGCGACAGAUUCAACUGACCUUGACCCUUCGAUGAUGUUUGAUGCUGGAGAGAUCGUUGACACAGGAUCAGAUUACGAUGAUCAGGGUGACGAUCAACUAAAUGUGUUUGGAGAGGACACCAUGGGAGGCUUAAUGGAGGAUUUGAGAAAAUGUAAAAUUAUUUUCCUGAUGGGUGGCCCUGGCUCUGGCAAAGGCACCCAGUGCAAGAAACUGGCAGAAAAAUAUGGAUUCACUCAUCUCUCCACUGGCGAGCUCCUGCGCCAGGAACUGGCCUCAGAGUCAGAAAGAAGCAAACUGAUCCGUGACAUCAUGGAGCGUGGAGACCUGGUGCCCUCGGGUGUCAUCCUGGAGCUGCUGAAGGAGACGAUGGUGGCCAGUCUGGGCUACACCAAGGGCUUCCUGAUUGACGGCUACCCCCGGGAAGUAAAGCAGGGGGAAGAGUUUGGACAAAGGAUUGGACACCCACACUUGGUGAUCUGCAUGGACUGCUCAGCAGACACCAUGACCAAGCGCCUUCUGCAGAGAAGCCAGAGCAGCCAGUGUGGGGAGGACACUGCCAAGACCAUUGCCAAGCGCCUGGAGACCUACCACCGAGCGUCCAUUCCUGUCCUCGCCUACUAUGAGACCAGAACACCGCUGCGGAAGGUCAACGCAGAGGGAACACCUGAUCAGGUUUUUCUUCAGCUCUGCACAGCUAUUGACUCUGUUUUCUGAAGGAGAAAAUACGUAACUGCUAAGAAAAGUAGCGACAGAAAACAUGAAAUUCACCCCUUCAUGAACACACUUCUCUGUGUCCUCCAUCCCAGCAGGCUGUUUCCUUCCAGCUCAACUCACGGGAGUUAUCUGGAAGCCAUGCAUGGUAUCUCUGGGACCUUCCACCUCUUCCUCCUGUAGACAACCAUCCCCUUUGGUAUGGUACACUUGUUUUUCUGUCACCAGGCUGUACCUCAGAGCAAAGUCAGGAUGGGAAGAGGAGUGUGGGAUCUGUUUGUGCGAGGUGUGCCCCAGGGCUGGCUGGAGUCUGAUCCAUCACACAGGGAGAACCUAUCAGUUUCCUUCUCACCCAUUUAUUUGUUCCUCCCAGUUAUGGGUCCUUGGCACGGGGGCAAGCUUGGACACGUCAUCCUAUACUGGCUCUGCUUCUCCAGUUCCACCCAGGAAGGGUCCAGAGCUCUGGUGGAACCUUUAACUGCCCUGUGGCACAGAGGCACCACACCAGUAGUACUUGACAGAAAUAUUUCAAAAUAAGACCCUGUCCAGCUUCUCUAAGGGAGCACAACAGGGCAAUCAGUACUAUCGUUUCUGGGAAGCUACAUAGAACAGUGUAAUAAAAGCUAACACAUCUGAGCAACUGUACAAGCCACUUUCCAUGUGGUGGUACGUCUCAGCAAUUCCAUAAAUUAGUAUCAGAGACUGGAGGUAACUUAAAAGUAGGAGAGGUGAUUGUUACUUCACUCACUGGACAAACCCAUCUUGUAGUUCUGAUCUGAGAUGACUACUCCCUGACAUAUUGCCAAGUCAAAAGCAAGGAAGAGUAUGCUAAUGGUGCUGGGGACAGGCUCGUGCGUGGGUGUCCUGUGUUGUGUCCUGUGUUGCACACUAUUCCUGGCCUGUUCCCGGGGAAACACUCGCAUCACACUGGUGAAGCAUGGGUCUUCUGUGCUGAGCUGCUGGACUGAAGCUGCUGCCAUCUUCUGAAAUACCUGCAUCUUGCACUCUAUCACUACACAACACGCAGUUUGGUUUGCAUGAUUCUUUUCCUCAAUGAGUGUGCAAAUACAGAGAUGUUUCCAGGACAGAACUGUAUUUUUAAAAUCAUUUUUUCCUCAAAACAGUUAUGUAGAAAUGAAAUAAAUGGAAGCCAGGAUAACUCUUUCUCUAUUUAUUUGUAACUCACAUCACUCUGGAAAGCCUCUGAAAGCUUUCAUCCAAACAGAAGCAAACACAGUCGAAGUUUAAAUUAUGAUCCACUUAUAUGGUUUGAACUUUGGCCACAGACCAGAUCUGAGCUAUUACAGAGAAAUUGUUAAUAUAUUCAUGAUACAUGGUCAUUUUCAUAUUUCUUUUCCCCUAGCACUGGUUCCUAAACAGAAAUGUCAGUGUGUGCUAGACAAGAAAUGAAGUUUCUUUGGUUACAAUCAGGCCUCUAUUACCAUGUUCCCAAAUUCCCACAGCUGUCAACUGCUUACGUAAUUACCCCAAGCUGUCACACUCUUGACAGGGGACAUGAAUAUCUGAGCAAAGAUGGCAAGUGCUGCUCCAGGGUAAAGACUUGGACAAGUGACUCCACACAAAACACACACUGGCAAACACUAUGCCCACAGCUCUGGAUGAGGAAACGAGGCAGCAGACGCACAGGCAAGCCAGCCCAGGGUUCCAUAGGGUAGUUGGCAGCUACUGUGGAAAACUCCAACAGAAAUCAGUACCUGGGAAUGCAAAUCAGUUUUCCAAAGAACAGCUAAAACAUACAUUGCUCUUGUGAAUGGUUCCAAGUGACAUCACUAUAUUAAAGUCAUAGGAUUAAAACAUGAAAGACUCGGGAGGCAGAGCCAGGUGGAUCUCUGUGAGUUCGAGGCCAGCCUGG
Molecule: messenger RNA, 4024 nt
Organism: Peromyscus leucopus (white-footed mouse)
Lineage: Eukaryota; Metazoa; Chordata; Mammalia; Rodentia; Cricetidae
Gene: Ak5
Product: adenylate kinase 5
Exons: 14
Coding region: 466-2154 (562 amino acids)
Biological process (GO): nucleoside triphosphate biosynthetic process; ATP metabolic process
Cellular component (GO): cytosol; cytoplasm
Molecular function (GO): nucleoside diphosphate kinase activity; AMP kinase activity; ATP binding
Source: RefSeq, a predicted model, not a curated record